Molecule: messenger RNA, 2108 nt
Organism: Chenopodium quinoa (quinoa)
Lineage: Eukaryota; Viridiplantae; Streptophyta; Magnoliopsida; Caryophyllales; Amaranthaceae
Product: protein DETOXIFICATION 35-like
Exons: 7
Coding region: 156-1658 (500 amino acids)
Biological process (GO): xenobiotic detoxification by transmembrane export across the plasma membrane
Cellular component (GO): membrane
Molecular function (GO): antiporter activity; xenobiotic transmembrane transporter activity
Source: RefSeq, a predicted model, not a curated record
AGCUUCUUUAGGCGCUCAUUUUGCCUUCUCUAUUUAUUCACCUUUUUCCGCUCUCAACACAACCAACUCUACACAUCACAUUUCUCACUUGAUUUUUUAGAGAGAGAAACUCUCCCAAAAAUCAAAACAGGAGAGAGAAACAUAAUACUCCAACAAUGGAUGCACCAUUGUUAAACGGCGUUGAUACGUCGGAGCCGCUUAUCGCCGCCGUAAAUGUUCCCGGAGAAGAAGGUGAUUAUCCGCCGAUUACGAGUUUCAAGGAUGCCACGUCGGUGUACUGGUCGGAAUCGGUGAAACUCUGGAAAAUUGGUGGUCCAUUGGUGUUUAAUAUACUAUGUCAGUUUGGUACUAAUUCGCUCACUAAUAUAUUCGUUGGACAUAUUGGAGACCUUGAGCUUUCUGCUAUCUCCAUUUCUCUCUCUGUUAUCGGGACUUUCUCCUUCGGAUUUCUGCUUGGUAUGGGGAGCGCACUUGAGACAUUGUGUGGCCAAGCUUUUGGUGCCGGACAAGUUUUUAUGCUUGGAAUUUACAUGCAACGCUCUUGGAUUAUCCUGUUGAUGAGCUGUCUUGUACUGUUACCUAUAUACAUCUUCGCUGCACCAUUAUUAAAGCUUCUAGGACAGGACCAUGAUAUAGCUGUUCUUGCCGGAAAGUUCACCCUUCUCACCAUACCACAGCUAUUCUCUCUGGCUAUCAAUUUUCCUACUCAGAAAUUCCUACAAGCCCAGAGCAAGGUUGAUGUACUGGCUUGGAUUGGGUUUUUGGCUCUAAUUGAGCAUGUGGUGCUUCUCUGGCUUUUCAUUUCUGUAUUUGGCUGGGGUCUACUAGGGGCUGCAGCAGCUUUUAACUUCACAAGCUGGUUGGUUGCAAUAGCCCAAUUAGUUUAUGUUUUUGGUUGGUGCAAGGAUUCUUGGUCAGGGUUUUCAUGGGCGGCUUUCAAGGAGAUAUGGGCCUUUGUUAGGCUUUCAAUUGCCUCUGCUGUUAUGCUUUGCCUUGAAAUCUGGUAUAUGAUGAGCAUAACUCUCUUAGCCGGUCACCUUUCAAAUGCCGUGAUUGCUGUAGGGUCCUUAUCUAUCUGCAUGAAUAUAAACGGAAUAGAAGCUAUGAUAUUCAUUGGAAUAAAUGCUGCUAUAAGUGUUCGUGUAUCAAAUGAGCUUGGAUUGCUUCAUCCAAGGGCAGCCAAAUAUAGCGUCUGUGUUGCAGUUGUCCAGUCUCUCGUCAUUGGGCUUUUGAGCAUGGUGGUCAUCCUUGUUGCUAGAGACUAUUUUGCUGUUAUUUUCACUGACAGCGAGGUAUUGCAGCAAGCAGUUUCCAGAUUAGCUUGGCUUCUUGGUGUUACUAUGGUUCUUAACAGCAUUCAGCCAGUCAUUUCAGGAGUGGCUGUUGGAGGGGGAUGGCAAAGUACUGUUGCAAAUCUAAACUUAGCUUGCUAUUAUGCUUUUGGGCUACCUCUUGCUAUUAUUCUUGGCUAUGUAGCAGAUUUUGGAGUAAUGGGCAUUUGGGGGGGCAUGAUUGCUGGAACUGCCCUGCAGACGAUAAUUCUACUCAUCAUUCUCUACCGAACAAACUGGACAAAAGAGGUUGAGGAAACAAGUAGCCGUAUGCGGAAGUGGGGUGGCCAGGAGAUCAAGACAGAUAAGAUUGCUAACAGCAUAUGACUGACUUAUUGAUAGUGAUGUCGACUUAAUGCUCUUUCAUCACUCGAUGUUUCACUGUCGGAGUUUUGGAUCUUUUGACCGGAGCUUUCUUGCCAAUGCCGUAUUGUCUAAGAGGGUUGCAAUCACUGUGCUGGUGAGAAUAAAAGUUUAUUUCACAUAAUGUGGAGUUACCAGAUCUCUACUCCAUUUUCCUUAGCUUAUUUGUUUGCCUUCCAUGUGCUGUUCUGAAGGAAAUUUGCUCAUUAAACUAGGGCAUUGCUAGUCUAGAAGCCGAAGCAAGAUCGUUGUUGGAAUUUUUUGUGAUUUCAUUAUUUAGCUGCAAUUCCUUUAGUUAAACAUGUAUUAUUGCACAUCUUUGCAGCAGAUAUGGAAUCAAUCUACUCUCAAUCUCUUCCUCACACUUUAUUGAAACAUCUUGAAGAAAUUAAUCAUUUAUAUUUCGAGAUUGAG